Molecule: messenger RNA, 1968 nt
Organism: Xenia sp. Carnegie-2017
Lineage: Eukaryota; Metazoa; Cnidaria; Anthozoa; Malacalcyonacea; Xeniidae
Product: failed axon connections homolog
Exons: 1
Coding region: 136-1680 (514 amino acids)
Cellular component (GO): cytoplasm
Source: RefSeq, a predicted model, not a curated record
GCGAUACAAAGGCGUGUACACAUAAGUUGGCAGUUGCAACGCUUUGAUAUAAGACGGCGCGUAUCAAACAGGUUUCUUUGACUUAGUGCGUUUGUGUGAUCUUUGCUUUAUUGCUCGCGGUAUUCGGUGUUGAUAAUGGCCACGGAAACUCAGGAUAUCGUGCUAAGCGAAGAAGAACCUAAGGAAGAGAUUGUUGAGAGCGAAAAGAAAGUUGAAUAUAGCGUGAAAUCCGAAGUUAUCAGCACGGUUAAAACGCAUGAGACUGUCACUCUCGUAACAGAAGUGCGUAGUGAAUCAGAGACGGUGGAAAACCACGUGCAAGAAUCAACUGUUGAGACGACGCAAGAAGUAAUCGUCGUCGAAAAUGGUAAAGAGGAGGAGAAGGAGGAAGAGCCAAAGGAAGAGGAAUCUGCAAAACCUAGCGAUAACGUUGAAAGUCCCGCGUCAGACGAACCGCAGCAGGCUGAAACAAACGUUGUGACUGAAGCAAAUGUGGCGGCCGAGGCCGAUGUCGUGGCUGAUGAAACACCCGCUGCCGAAAGUAAAGCUGAAGCAAAUGAACCUGUUGUUGAAGUAGAGGAAGAGCAGCCAAAAGUUAUACUGCAUCAACUGCCUCCUGUUAAAGAAAUAGUUAGUCGUUCACCGCAGUGUCUUGCCCUCGAGACCUUCAUUUUAAUGUGUGAAAUUCCUUACGCGAACGAGUACGAAGACAAGGCCCAAGACGUAACGAAAGAAAACAAGGGAAAAAUACCUUAUAUUGUUUACAAGAAAGAUAAAGUCGAGGGACUAAAGAACUGUAUCGAUUUCCUCAUGAAAGAGUUUGCCGUUGAAACGGAUAAACAUCUCUCACCUCCUGAUCUUGCGGUGGUGCACGCCUUCCGUACUAUGAUAGAAGAAAGCACGUAUUGGAGUUUGAUGUACUAUCGCUGGGUUGACAACUAUGGUGAAUCCAAAAAGGUUUUCAGCAAGCUUCCUCCUGUUUUGAACGUUGUCAGUCCCAAAAUGUUUCAAAAUAAAUGCAAGAAGUCGAUCGAAAGUCAUAUGAUAGGGCGCUACAACCGCGAAGAGCUGUAUAACAUUGCUGAACAAGACCUCUACGCCCUUUCGUAUUUUCUCGGCGAAAAACCUUUUUUUCUUGGUGAACAGCCGUCCAGCUUUGACGCCAUUGCAUUUGGUUUACUAGCUAACUUCGAAUAUGGCGCCCUCGGAUCCCCCCAGAAUACUUUAAUCCAAGAAAAGUUGGCAAAUAUACGGGAGUUUAACGAGCGUAUGAAGACGAAAUUUUGGAGCAAUUGGGAAGAUAUUUGUGGCGACGAGAAAUUACAAGAGAAGCCCAAGGCAUCCCUCGUGAAACGUCUUAGUUUCCGAGGAAACAAGAAAUCUAAGAAGCCUGCGAAGGAAGGUGAGAAAUCAGAAACAACGAGUCCAAACAACGAGUCCAAAGACGAAGCGAAUGGCGAAGAGGCAAAAGAAAACGGACAAGAGUCAAAAGAAAAAGACGAGGAGGCAAAAGAAAAUGGCGAUGCAGAAGAACCACCCAAAGAGAAUGGUGAAACCGAGCCAACAGGAGAAGCAACGAGCGGAGAAGAUAAGAAAGAAGACGGUGAUCAGAAAGGUGAAAUUAAUGGUGAGACCGAACCUGCAAACGCCGACAAAUCAGGAGGUGAGGAGAAGGAAUAGACACUAGAAUUGGCAUCUCAUGACAUUGUAAAAUGUGUGUGUGACUUAAUUCCUGAAUGACCACAUAAGCAAUUGCCGUUUUGCUGCUGUGUGGGAACUGUGCCCCCAUAUUAAUAAACUUCAUGGAUAUUUAUAUAUUUGAUUUUGAAGAUGGUAAAAUGUUGUGAUAUUCAUUUCAUAGAUAACAUAGUUAGGAAUAUAUUAUGAAAUCAACAUUAGAUGUAAUGAAUUGGUAGAGUAUAUUCAUUUUGCCUAAUUUUACAUGGCAUUAAAUAUAGAAAUUUGGCA